CGUGCGUUUUCACGUUGGCCGCUGCUAUUUUGUUUUGAUUGUGGACUAGUAAAAUCAAAAUUAGAAGUAAUAUUGCAUUUUUUGAACUACACGGAUAAAAUGAAGGAAAAUACUCCUCCGAGACCGGCGUUUGACGAGGACGAUGAGCUGAUCUAUGUCGGGGACGCCGAUGAAGUGCUGAACCAAUGGGAGGAAGAAUUGAAUGACGAAGAGGACGAUGCCGAAUUAGUCGAAGAGGACGAAGUAGCUGGUUUUGCUGAUGACGAGGAGGAAUUUGACGACGUGUACAUUCCCGAGCGGGACGAUGCGCUGGUUACGUUUUCCAAACAUACCGGGCCGGUGUUUUGUGGUGCCCUGCAUCCUAAUGAAUAUCUUGCCGUGACCGGAGGAGAAGACGAUAAGGCAUACGUGUGGAACACGAAAACUGGGGAGAGCGUUUUCGAAGCAACAGGACACUCCGAUUCGGUCAUUGCUUGUGAGUUCAGCUACGAUGGACUGUAUGUUGCUACUGGCGAUAUGGCCGGACAGAUCCAGGUUUUCAAAACCACUCAGGAGUAUAAGAAGGUGUGGGAAUUUUCGAUGGGCGACAUGUGCUGGAUGAAGUGGCACUUUGGAGCGCACGUUCUCAUGGCGGGAGCUGACACGGGGGAGAUAUAUGUAUGGAGGAUACCUUCCGGCGAUUGCAAGGUGCUGCAGGGUUUCGGUGAGAAGUGUGAAGUGGCGAGCCUGUCACAUGAUGGAAAGAAAAUCGCAGCGGGUUAUGGGAAUGGAGCUUUUAAAAUUUGGGAUAUCAAAACGAACGCUCCGACGCUGGAUGUUGCUCCAAAUGAGGCCACGACCCACACCAGUAACAUUACGUGCUUGUCAAUCGAUCGGGACAGUCAACAGAUUGUGACCGGAAGCGAGGAAGGCAAGGUUGUUGUGAUGGGUCCUUCGGGUCCAGUUGGAGUUAUGUUGCCGAAUGGUGGUCCCGUGGAAGCAGUGCUAAUUGAUAAUCCAGAAUUCGAAUUGAAAGUGGCGGCCACUGGAACGUUAACCGGGAAGGUUACUAUCUGGGAUGUGGCCAGGCAAACCGCUCGAGUUGAAUGCGAGGAUCCCCAUAUGACAGGAAUUACAAAGCUCCUUUGGGGUAAGGACUGUUCCCUGAUCGCUGGAACGCUCGGUGGGGUUAUCAAAGUGUGGGAUCUGCGAAGUGGUUCUUUGAAGUACGAGUUGCUAGGACAUAGGAACGAUAUUCAGGACAUUGCCUAUGACAAACAGAAGAACGUGCUGCUGACAACGUCGGAGGAUUCUACGGCUAAAAUUUUUCAGUUGCCUUGAAAGGUUAACGUACGUUAAAACUGCUCUGUA
Ochlerotatus camptorhynchus is the source of this 1350-nucleotide messenger RNA. RefSeq names its product angio-associated migratory cell protein. NCBI's taxonomy places the organism in Eukaryota, Metazoa, Arthropoda, Insecta, Diptera, Culicidae. The coding region runs from base 100 to 1320 and encodes 406 amino acids. The record is from RefSeq and is a predicted model, not a curated record. The transcript is spliced from 3 exons. Gene Ontology annotation, molecular function: protein binding.